AUGACUGAGGAAGAGCAUACUGGUGCAUCUGCAUUAGCAACACAAACUGUUGGAUAUCCAGAAGGACUGUACGAUACCUCUCUUUUGGUUAAGUACGAACAUCAUAUGGCUAAACAUAUACGGUUCGGUGAGGAGAGAGGUACGAAGAAAGAGUUGAAGGUAGUAGGACAAGGGUUGAAGCUGAUUAAGAGGGUUCUACUGCAGCUUCCUAGAAAGAUGGAGGCUUGGGUAUCUAGGUCUGGUCUAUCUUCACUCCAGAGAACCAAUUUGACGAAGAUAGAUAUGAACCUGGUUUCCGCAUUUGCAGAGAGAUGA
Molecule: messenger RNA, 315 nt
Organism: Lathyrus sativus (Indian pea)
Lineage: Eukaryota; Viridiplantae; Streptophyta; Magnoliopsida; Fabales; Fabaceae
Source: the annotation of a GenBank genome assembly